This is a messenger RNA of Passer domesticus (house sparrow), 2852 nucleotides long. RefSeq names its product ATPase family AAA domain-containing protein 2-like. Gene Ontology annotation, molecular function: chromatin binding; ATP hydrolysis activity; ATP binding. The transcript is spliced from 18 exons. The coding region runs from base 123 to 2315 and encodes 730 amino acids. Gene Ontology annotation, biological process: positive regulation of transcription by RNA polymerase II. The record is from RefSeq and is a predicted model, not a curated record. NCBI's taxonomy places the organism in Eukaryota, Metazoa, Chordata, Aves, Passeriformes, Passeridae. Gene Ontology annotation, cellular component: nucleus.
AAGGCUGGAACUUUGGAGAGGGGCUGUUGCUCAGCAACCUGACAGCCUUUCUGUAAACAUUCCGCUGCAGUUGGCACAUAGGGUCCCUCUCUUUCACUCUGCCUGCAUGGGAAAGCCUCAAUAUGGGAAGAACUAACAAUGAAAAUCCUGAUGAUCCAGCAGUUCCACCAGAAAGAAGUGAAGGAAACGAAGGUGAUGGCCUGCGCCGCUCCUUCCGGCAGAGGAAAAGUGUUGAGCGCUACGAAUCUCCCUUGGAAAAUGUAAGAAAACGUAACCUAAGCUCAUGCAACUGCACUUCAUCUGUCAAAGAGAGAGAUUCAAGCAAAAAACCUAAACGGUCUCCUUCAGCCAACUCUCAGAAAGAUGACAUAAAGGGAGCUCCGAUUGACCACACGAAAACUGAAGCAGCUCGGAAAGGCAAUUUAAAUGAAGUUCAGAAGGAUUACAUGAAAAUUGGAGCAAGCCUGGCUGGUGCGGAGCAAAUGCAAAUAGAUGGUUCAGCACAAUUUCAUGGUGUUGGUGGUCUCUCUGACCACAUUUCAGCUUUAAAAGAGAUGGUCAUUUUGCCGUUGCUUUAUCCUGACGUCUUUGAGAUAUUGAAAUUUAAACCUCCAAGAGGCUGUUUAUUCUAUGGUCCACCAGGGACUGGAAAGACCCUGGUUGCUCGUGCACUUGCUAAUGAAUGUAGCAGAGGUGACAGGAAAGUAACCUUUUUUAUGAGAAGUGCUGCCGACUGCAUGAGUAAAUGGGUAGGAGAAUCUGAACGACAGCUGCGUUUAGUGUUUGAGCAGGCCUACCAGAUGCGACCUUCAAUUAUUUUCUUUGAUGAGAUCGAUGCUCUUGCUCCUGUACGGUCCAGCAAACAAGAUCAGGUUCACAGCUCUGUUGUGGGGACACUUCUGACACUUAUGGAUGGCUUAGCCAGCAGAGGAGAGGUUGUGGUGAUAGGAGCCACCAACAGACUGGAUUCCAUAGAUCCUGCUUUACGAAGACCUGGGCGCUUUGAACGAGAAUUCCGCUUCAACUUGCCAAACAAAGAGGCAAGAUUAGAAAUUUUCAAAAUCCACACACGAGACUGGACCCUGAAGCCAUCGGACAACUUACUUGAAGACCUGGCUGAGAAAUCUGUUGGAUUCUGUGGUGCUGAUAUUAAAGCCUUAUGUGUUGAAGCUGGGCUCUGUGCUUUGCGUCGCCGCUAUCCGCAGAUACAUGAAAGUGACAAAAGACUGAAAAUAGAUGCCAGAUCAAUUAAAGUAACAGCAAAGGAUUUUGCCAUGGCCAUGCAGAAGAUUGUUCCAGCAUCACAGAGAGCUGGGGCUUCACCUGGGAGAGCACUACCAUCUAUUUCAAAGCCACUGUUAGAAAACACCCUGGAAAGAAUUUUACAAGCCUUGCAGAGACCAUUUCCCCAUGCAAAACUUGCACUGAAGACCCAAGGGAAUGAUGGGAUUGACAGUGAUGAUGAGUCACCAUCAGUCUCUGAAAAGAAGCCUGACAGCAAAAAGGCAGAAUUACGCACUUUGAGCAGAAAUCCUUCUUACCAGCCAACAUCUUUCAGGCCACGGUUCUUACUAGUUGAAGAGCCAGGAUGUGGGCAGGCUUUUGAUUUGGCACCUGCCAUAUUACAUGCCCUGGAAAAGUUUCCAGCUUAUACACUAGAUCUACCCACCUUGUUUGUUAGCACUGCAUCACAGGAAGAAACAUGUUCACAGUUGAUACGAGAAGCUCAAAGAACAGCACCAAGUAUCAUUUAUAUCCCACAAAUCUCUUCAUGGUGGGAGGCUGUUGGACCUACACUGAAAGCUGGUUUUACAGGAUUGUUGAAUAACAUUCCAUAUUUUGCUCCAGUUUUGCUCCUUGCAACGUCUGAUGUGCCACAUGAAGAUCUCCCUGAAGAGAUAAAAACAUUGUUUAAUACUAAUCGUGAAGAAGUUUUCAAUAUCCCACGGCCUACCUGUGCUGAAAGGAGAGGGUUUUAUGAGAACUUGAUUAUGAAGCAAGCUGCUGAACCUCCUGCAUCAAAAAAUAGUACAGAUUCACAGGCACAUGCAAGAUGUUCUCAGGUGGAUGGGCAACCACAGGUAUUGGACAAGAAAGCAAUCAAAAUUAAAAAACGAGGAGUGUUUGUGGAUUACUCUGAGCUCAGAAAAGUGUUGGAUGCUGUUGUUGCGGCAACUGAGAACGUCAGUAUAUCAAGUAUGGCAAAACUAUAUUCUGUUCUUAGCACGUGCAUUUACCAACAGCGGGAAAAUCCAGACAAAACCAAAUUAGUGGAGGAAAUGAAGAAAGAAAUUGUAGCCCUCAGUUGGCUGUGAUACUUGACUUCAGUGUACUUGACCUACUGUAAUGUAUGGCUCCCAAAUACAUAAGUUAUAUUUAGCAUGUCUCACUAAUUGUAACAGCUAUAGGAAAAAAGAACAGAAGAAAUAAGCUAAGUACCUAACUGAAACCAGACAUAAGAGACUGCUGAACCAGCGACACUUAGUGAAAUGACCAAUAUGCCAGAUUAUGAGGAACAAAACAAGGCAAACAUAUUCAACUAGGUAAUUCCAGAAGUAGAUCAUACCCACUGCAUUGAGAAAGGAUCUGUCUGAAGAAGGGAAGGCAUCAGCUGAAGAGAAGUGGGCACCAGCUUGAAAGAAGAUGGAGCAUGUGGGCUAAUUAGCAUAUGAAGCAAGAGCAUCAUUCAACCAACAGAAGAUUGAAUAUUAAUGAAUAGGAAGACUGUGUAUUUGGGAGCCAAUCAACAGUAGUGUCUGGAAAGUUUUGAUAGUCAGUAUGCUGGCAUUGUGGAUUUACUGCCUACCACCACCCUCUUCUGCACAAAACUGAAAAUAAAUCCAAUACCUCUA